This is a messenger RNA of Vigna angularis (adzuki bean), 408 nucleotides long. RefSeq lists its product as uncharacterized. Bases 33 to 398 code for a protein of 121 amino acids. NCBI's taxonomy places the organism in Eukaryota, Viridiplantae, Streptophyta, Magnoliopsida, Fabales, Fabaceae. The transcript is spliced from 3 exons. The record is from RefSeq and is a predicted model, not a curated record.
UCUAAGGUGGUUUUAGAGAUAAAGAGAAAAGGAUGAAGAUAAUUGUAGUUAUGAUGAUGGUUAUCUUGGGUUGCACACAGGCCAUUCGCAUUACACCUGAACAAAAAUCAUGUGCUGGAAAAUAUGUUCCUGUCUACGAUAAUUGUUUUAAUACUUGUAUUGCGGCCAAAUUUCCUUCUACUAAUAUAGGAGCUAAGGAGGUUACUAUUGACAGAAAUUGUAGUGUGUUUUGUUUCUUUAAAUGUAUAACAAAAGGUGAGGACUGUUAUAAUCGAUGCAAGACUGAAUGUGAUCAUUCACAUCUCAAUGUUGACAAUGAAUGCGUUAAUAGUUGCAGUGUGACCAAAUCUAAUACAGGUGCUGAUGGUAUUGUUCUAACAGCUGCGGUGAACUGUUGAUUACAAAAAU